Messenger RNA from Rhagoletis pomonella (apple maggot), 543 nucleotides. Its product is annotated as piggyBac transposable element-derived protein 4-like. The transcript has a single exon. The coding region runs from base 1 to 543 and encodes 180 amino acids. The record is from RefSeq and is a predicted model, not a curated record. Lineage: Eukaryota; Metazoa; Arthropoda; Insecta; Diptera; Tephritidae.
AUGAAUAUGAUUGUUGAGGAAACAUUGCGCGCAGCUUUAGCCGACAACAUCGUAAAUCAAUUUAAAGUGACUGUUGAAGAUAUGCACAAUUACAUAGGUAUUUUGAUGUAUAUGUCUUUAUAUCGCUACCCGAACUUGAAAAGCUACUGGGGAAAAAACUCCUUUGCACCCGUUAAAAACUGCAUGACCAGAAGCAAAUUCGAAUCUAUAAAGAAAUACUUCUCACUGCGUGAUGAGAGCAAGCGGAUCAAGAAGGGUGAGUGUGGGUACGAUCCACUGUAUCGCUCGCGUACGCUUGGGGACUUACUUAACCAGAGGUUUGACUCCGUGCCAAAGCAAGCCCGUCUGUGCGUCGAUGAACAGAUGUGCAGCACAAAAAUGAAGCACCACUUGCGGCAAUAUAUGCCCAAUAAGCCUCAUAAAUGGGGUUUAAAGCUAUUUGUACUGUGCGAUUCUUUUGGCUAUGCCUACCGCUUCGAGAUUUACAGCGGCGCAGGAGAUAACGUAAUCUUGCCUGGUCACCCAGAUCUUGGUAGUUCGUAG